Molecule: messenger RNA, 1089 nt
Organism: Parnassius apollo (apollo)
Lineage: Eukaryota; Metazoa; Arthropoda; Insecta; Lepidoptera; Papilionidae
Source: the annotation of a GenBank genome assembly
AUGUCUGAGAAAGUUGUUCAAACUGCAAAUGUGGACGCUGCCGUCAAUAUUCCAUUUGUGGUUGAUUCAGACAAUGAUGGAAUAAUCCCCCACGAACUAGAGAAAAUGAGGAGCAUAUUGGAAGAGUCGAUGCUGGAAACGCGCAGCAUGCCUCUCGAAAAUCGACCGCGACUUCCCCGCAUACCCCUUAGCAAGCGAAAUCGGGCUGUCGUGCGGGCUCUUAACCCAAUGCUGGUGACCUAUUUGGAAGCCAGCCGGGACCUUUGCGAGACGGACUCAAUUCUGUUUGGCGCCGCACUGGCAGUAUGCCGUAUUAUUGGCGCCAAACUUCCCAUGGCUGGACGUGCUACUCAACAAGGUAGCGCCAUCCCAGCCUGGAGAAAAAGAAUCGAGGACCGUAUCGCAAAGGCAAGGGCCCUUAUCGGCAGACUGACAAGCUUCAGGUCGGGUAAUAAUGGACCGAGAGUUGUGCGCACCGUUAGAAUGGCGUAUUCUGGGACAAAUAUUAGUUUGCCCCAGCCGGAUAUCACGCAGAAACUAACGGAGCGCAUAGAUGACCUGAAGCAAAAAAUCGCUGCUUGGGGGAAGCGGAUUCGACGAUUUAGCGAGAGGUCAAGGCGGUUCAACCAAAAUCGUCUCUUCCAGAGUGAUCAGAAGAGGCUCUAUAAAUCAUUGGAGCGACCAGAGGUAUGUGGAGCGGGCCCAGGACCGGAUCAGGCUGACACUGUCGCAUUUUGGCGUGGCCUGUGGUCAGAGCCCGUAAACCACAGCGAGGGCCCUUGGAUGGAAGUUGUGGCGAGCCAGAGUGAAAGUGUUACGCCUAUGGACCCCGUCACCAUAACGCCUGAAGACGUGGCUGAGGCGGUCCGUAGGGCCCCGAACUGGAAAAGUCCGGGGCUCGACGGGCUGCAUCAUUACUGGCUGAAGAGGUUCGUAGUGUGUCACGCUGUGCUCGCCCGACAGUAUCAAGAGGCUCUCGAUCAGAAGUCGCUCCCGAGCCUCUUCACUACUGGGAUCACUCACUUGGUUCCUAAAGAAAAAGAACAGGAAGUAAACACUCCGUCUAAGCGUGAUCAACUUGCUCAAUAG